This is a messenger RNA of Symbiodinium sp. CCMP2592, 1494 nucleotides long. NCBI's taxonomy places the organism in Eukaryota, Dinophyceae, Suessiales, Symbiodiniaceae. The record is from the annotation of a GenBank genome assembly.
AUGACAGGCAAGCGAAUGGCUUUUCGACGCUUCGCGAUCUUUGCGGUGAUUCUGGCCAAAGCAGAGCCAGAAGUGUGCGAGGAACCUCACCACUUGCACUUAGUACAAAGGCAGCUACAACUGCUCCGAGCCCCAAGCACACGCCCCUGGGAGGAGGCGCGGGCUAUGGCCAAACAGGUUGUUAGCAAGCUCGCAAACGAAGAGCUCUACGAUCUUGUUCGAGGCAGCCAUUUCGCAUGGUACGGCUCCCCCGAUCCAGGGUAUUAUGUUGGCAACACGCCGGCCAUCCCACGGUUCAAAAUCCCGGCCCUCAAGAUGCAGGAUGCCGCGCAGGGUUUCCGUGCAACGGAAGUUGGCACAGCCGGCACCACGACGUCUUUCCCGAGUAUGUUGGCUUUGGCUUCAACAUGGGAUGAGGAUAUGGUACGCUUAGUUGCAAGUGCCCUUGGUACAGAAUACAAGGGCAAGGGGGCCAACUGCAUUUUGGGGCCUUCUAUCAACGUGCACCGUGCGGCAGCUGGCGGUCGAAACUUUGAGUAUCUCUCGGGCGAGGAUGGCCACCUUGGUGCAAAGUUGACAGCUGCAUAUGUGAAGGGCGUCCAGGACCAAGGCAUCAUCGCAACUGCCAAGCAUUUUGCAUUCAAUGAGCAGGAGACGAAUCGAAUGAGUAUGGAUGCCCGAAUGAGCGAACGCAGCCAGUGGGAGCUGUAUUACUUACCAUUCAGGGCAGCAGCAGAGGCUGGGGUUGGCGCGGUGAUGUGCGCCUACAACAAGGUGAACGGAACAUAUGCUUGCCAGAAUUCCGAGAUCCUAUCUGCUGAUCUGCGUGGGAAAAUGGGCUUUUCUGGAUUUGUCAUGUCUGACUGGACUGCAAUGCACACGAAGGAUGCUCUGCGAGCAGGAUUGGAUCAAGAGCAGCCCGGCCUGAUCAAGAAGGUGCCGGUGGUGGGCGAAGUGGGUGUGCUCGCGGAUUCUGUGAUCAAGACUUUGGAUAGGUCAGUGGUGGAGAAUGCAGUUGUCCAUGUCCUCACAACCAUCUUCCGUUUACGACUUGAUCAAGACAUGGGAUGCACGCCUCCGAAUUGCACGCAGGAGCUGAUGUCUGACCAGACCAAAGCAACGACGCGUGGCGAGCGCCACGAGGACAUCGCUCUACGUGCUGCGACGUCAUCCAUUGUUCUCUUGAAGAAUGGAAACAGCCUCUUGCCAUUGGACAAAAGAAAGAUUCACAGGAUCGCAGUCGUUGGGAAUGCUUCGGCAGACGAGACACACCGCACUUUCGUGGGCAAAGGCUCUGGCUUUGUACAACCAGAUUCGUCUGCCAAAACACCGCUGCAAGCUAUCGAGGAGAAAGCCGCCAAGGCAGGGAUACAGGUCCUCAAGCCUGAGGGUGCCAGCAUCGAGGAGGCACCCAACAUCUUUGUGAUUUCAUCGAGGAAGUUUUGGAGUGUUGUGCAAUGGGAGGACCUUUGCUUUCAGAACUUUUUUGGUUGA